Messenger RNA from Notothenia coriiceps (black rockcod), 537 nucleotides. It is a transcript of the gene timm9, whose product is annotated as translocase of inner mitochondrial membrane 9 homolog. The record is from RefSeq and is a predicted model, not a curated record. Lineage: Eukaryota; Metazoa; Chordata; Actinopteri; Perciformes; Nototheniidae. The transcript is spliced from 4 exons. The coding region runs from base 117 to 389 and encodes 90 amino acids.
UAAAGUGAAUCAAUACAAACUGAGAGACAGAAAGGCGUGAAAGUGCGGCUGAGUGUCUCUCACGUCCUUCAGGAAGCGGCUCGUUGGUUGCAACAGAAACUCCGAGGAUCUGAAUAAUGGCGGCGCAGACGGCAGAGUCCGACCAGAUUAAACAGUUUAAGGAGUUUUUGGGGACGUACAACAAGGUGACGGAGAACUGCUUCAUGGACUGCGUCAGAGACUUCACGACCAGGGAGGUGAAGCCAGAGGAGUCCAGCUGCUCAGAGUCCUGCCUGCAGAAGUACCUGAAGAUGACUCAAAGGAUCUCCAUGCGCUUCCAGGAGUAUCACAUCCAGCAGAACGAGGCCCUCGCUGCUAAAGCUGGGCUGAUGCCAGGAACCAGAAUCUGAGCCACUUCCUGUCCCAGGGCAUCAUGGGAGAUGUAGUGUUAUCUUGUAUUCUUUAAUUUUGGUAUUUGUUGAAAUAUUUUGUAUUAAAUAUUAUGAACCCGUUUUCUUUGUGUCUGGAAAUAAAGACUAAUAUGUUGUAAACUGAAAA